Molecule: messenger RNA, 672 nt
Organism: Adineta ricciae
Lineage: Eukaryota; Metazoa; Rotifera; Eurotatoria; Adinetida; Adinetidae
Source: the annotation of a GenBank genome assembly
AUGGACUCCGAUGAACGAAGUGAUAUCGGACGACAGUAUGGGUCUAUGUCAAUGGAACAAACCUUGACCGCGCCGUUGAAUAAUACGAUUGAUUUUCUUGGACCAGGAAAUGAAUACGGUCAAACAACAGUUAGCUAUGAAGAAAUAUUAGAUGAAACAUCUCGAGAAUUACUCAAAUUCGGUUUCAAGAAGAUCGCAAAAAAGAAUGACUACAUUCGAAUUGAGAGCAUUGGCGAUGCAUUUCGACAUUCUGGUCAAAAUCCAAGUGAAGAUACAGUGAAAGACAUGAUUGAAAAGGCGAAAUCUUUAAAAGAAACUCAUCAACAAGAGGUCGAUCCAGAUGAAAAAGCUGACGAUCGUUUAUCCUUUGCGGAUUUUCUAACGAUUGUUCAUGAAUUUUACGUGACGACCGAUGAUGACAAGCAACAAUUACAAGAAGCAUUCGAUAUUCUCGAUCCCGAGAACAAAUCGAAGUUAAUGGUGGAUAAUUUUACAUAUUUACUUAAAAAUUGUGAUUGGCCUGAAGAUGAUAUCGAUUUGCUUCUCUCACAACUGAGUUGUGCCGAUGGAUAUUUUAUUAUUGACGAUUUACAAAAGAUGUUGAAUACACCGGUUGAAUUACCGAAGAAGAAAGCCAAGAAAGGAGGAAAAGCCAAAAAGAAAGGAAAAUGA